Acanthosepion pharaonis is the source of this 990-nucleotide messenger RNA. The record is from the annotation of a GenBank genome assembly. NCBI's taxonomy places the organism in Eukaryota, Metazoa, Mollusca, Cephalopoda, Sepiida, Sepiidae.
AUGAGAGGGCUAUCACCCCCUCUAUAUUAUCUUUCUUUUCUUUCUUUCUUUCUUUCUUUCUUUCUUUCUUUCUUUCUUUCUUUCUUUUUUCUUUACCAUUGGGGCUGUCACCUCCUCUAUAUUAUCUUUCUUUCUUUCUUUCUUUCUUUCUUUCUUUUUUUUAAACAUUUUUUCAUUCUCUGGGCUAUCACCUCCUCUAUAUCUUUCUUUCUUUCUUUCUUUCUUUCUUUCUUUCUUUCUUUCUUUCUUUCUUUCUUUUUUUACACUCUAUUCUUUUUUUCUUUAUUUCUUUCUCUCUUUUCUUUCUUUCUUUCUUUCUUUCUUUCUUUACACAUUGAGUGGGCUAUCACCCCUUAUCUUUUUUCUUUUCUUUCUUUCUUUCUUUUCUUUCUUUCUUUCUUUCUUUUUUCUUUCUUUACACACAUAUUGCCUCCUCUAUAUUAUCUUUUCUUUCUUUCUUUCUUUCUUUCUUUCUUUCUUUCUUUCACUUAUUAUCUUUCUUUCUUUCUUUCUUUCUUUCUUUCUUUCUUUCUUCAUCUGAGAAAGAAUUUUUUUCUGUUGCUUCCUUUAUUUUCUAUUCUUUCAUUCUACUUCGUUUUUCUUUCUUUUCUCCAUUUCUACUUCUUUCUUUCUUUCUUUUUUCUUCUUUGUCUUUCUUUCCUUCUACUUUUUCUUUCUUUCUUCUGUUUAUUUUGUUCUUUCUUUCUUUUCUCAUCUUUUUCUUUCUUUUCUGAUUCUUUUACUUUUGUUUUCUCUAUUUUCAGUUCUUUUUUCUUUUCUACCUUCCUUUCCCCUAGUUUUAGAGAAAGAACUAGUUCUUUCUUUCUUUCUUUCUUUCUUUCUUUCUUCUUCAUGUAUUCUUUUUUGCCUGAUUUCUUCAUUCUUCAUAUUUUUUUCCUUGGUAACUUCGCGCCUUCUUUUCAGCCAUUUUUUCUUCCUUUCGACAUAAUCUUAUCAGGCGUUUUUUUUUUUUUACUUUGUUUUCAAUAG